Rhipicephalus microplus (southern cattle tick) is the source of this 753-nucleotide messenger RNA. RefSeq names its product MAM and LDL-receptor class A domain-containing protein 1-like. The record is from RefSeq and is a predicted model, not a curated record. Lineage: Eukaryota; Metazoa; Arthropoda; Arachnida; Ixodida; Ixodidae. Gene Ontology annotation, molecular function: protein binding. Gene Ontology annotation, cellular component: membrane.
AUGUCGUUUUGCAAGCAACCGAGCCGCGAGUUCCAGUGUGGAGAUGGCAAGACGGUACCACGUGACCGCGUGUGUGACUACGUACCAGACUGCGAUAAUCGCGCCGACGAGAGCAGCUGUGGAGAUUGUGACUUCAGUGAAGGCGCCUGUGGCUGGAACCUUGAUGACGCCAGAAACCGGGGCACGACAGUGUGGCAAGUGGUCCCCAUUGGACUAGUUUCAAGGUCACCGCCAAAUGGAGCGGACCAGCGCCGCGAUGGUAACUAUUUGCUGCUUUAUGGAAACAGCACAAUGACGCUGCAACAUGGUCGAGCCAGCAUCCAGUCACCAACGAUUAGAAACACAGGGAAACUGUGUGCCCUCGUAUUUUGGUACAACUUUCACAGUGGGGGAGCUCACCUUGACGUGGACCUGUAUAUGAAUGCGGCUGGAUAUACUAUGCAAGUUUGGACCCGCACCGCUCUGGGCAAACCAUCUCUCGAAGGAUUCUGGAACAGAGUUUCGGUCGACAUCGGGCGGCACAAAGGAGAAGUUAGCUUCGACUUUGCAACCAACCAGUACCCUCAGGGAAAAGCCGUGUUUGCCGUCGAUUCCAUACACUAUAGCGGAUGUACUCUGCCAACUAAGGCGGGAAACUGCACUGACAAAUUUCGAUUUCACUGUACCAACGAUGUUUGUAUCGACUCGUACGAGCGCUGCAACUACGUGGACGAUUGCGGGGACAACAGCGAUGAAGAGAAUUGUGGUGAUUGA